Entrophospora sp. SA101 is the source of this 1521-nucleotide messenger RNA. NCBI's taxonomy places the organism in Eukaryota, Fungi, Glomeromycota, Glomeromycetes, Entrophosporales, Entrophosporaceae. The record is from the annotation of a GenBank genome assembly.
AUGAAUCCAAGAGCCUUUAGGCCGAAUAGAAAACCAGCUGCUGUUUUCAGACCUUGGAAUGCAGCAACUUUGGGAGUUUGCCAAGAUCAACAUGCUUUGACCUUGGAUGAGAAAAAACCAUUUGUCAAUAAUAGAUAUGCGAAAUAUAAUCUUGUUAAUGAUAAUAAUAAUAAUCCAUAUCUUAAUAGACCUUCAAGAAAUGAUGAUGGUUGGGGCAGUGGUGGUAGUACUACAGUUGAAAUUGACCAAAAUAAAAAUGAUGAUGAUUAUUGGAGUGUUAAGGCUGAUACUAACCAGAAUAACGAUGAUUGGAAUGUGAAGAAUAAUGAAGAGAGCAAUGGAGGCUGGAAUGUAAAUAAUAGUGAGGAAAAUAUUGAAAAGAAUGAAGGUUGGAAUAUGAAGAACAAUGAAGAGAAUGGUCAUGAUUGGAAUAGUAUAAUUGAAAACGCUAGUGAAAAAAAUGAAGGUUCAAGUGAAAAUACUAAUGAGAAGCGUGAAUGUUGGAAUGAAAAUAGUGGUGGGAGGAAUGAAUGUUGGAAUGGAAAUAAUAAUGGGAAGGGUGAAGAAGGUUCGAAUAACACGGUUGAAAACACUAAUUGGAGUGACAAUCAAAAGUAUGUAGAAGGUUAUAAUAGUACAGUUGAAGCUGCUAAUUAUAAUAAUAACGAUGACUACUGGGGAAAUGAAGAAAAUCAGUUAGAAAACAGCGAAAAUAAUAAUAGUAUUAGUGAGAAGAAUAAUGAAGAUGAUUAUUGGGGAAGUGAAGUACAAGAUAAUCAAGAUAAUAAUAGUGAUAAUGUUGGUUAUUGGAAUGGUACAAGUGAAAACAAGAUUAGUAAAGAAAAUAAUAAUGAUAAUUGGAAUGUUGGGGGAAGUAAAGAAAAUACAGUUUCAAUCCCUAUUCCAAUUACUACCAUUUCAGCUACAACUUCAUCAAAACAAGAAUGUCCUAAUGUUAAUAAUGAUUUUGAUCGAUCACUAAUCAAAAAAUUAAAUGCCAUAUCAACAACUGAUCAGAAACAUGAUGAUGGAAAAGAAUCCAAUAGUCAUAAUUUUAAUCAAAAGAUUAUAACCAAUAUUAAUAAUAUUAUUUCCAAUAAUAGUUCUCAGAAAGUUCGAGGUGGUGGUGGUGAACCUAGGGAAAUUUUGGUUAAACUUAAACAAAAAUUGCUUGAUCUUAGUGACGAUGAAGACAAUUCACCAGCUGUAAACAAUAAUAAUAAGAAGGAAACAACUACUGACACAGCUGCUGCAAAAAAAAGGAGAUCAGCUGAUUUUAAGAUAAUCGAUGUGGAGGGUUUCUUAAAACAAGACUUAGAAGAAGAAUUAAAAAAGAUGAUGGGUGAUUUAAUGAGUCAAGAUUCCACUUCUUCUACCACAAUUGAAAACAGACGGUCAGAUAUUUUCACUCAACCAUUGGCUGGCUUAACUCUAGUCAAACACCUUUCUACUUGUUAUCAACCCAUAACAUCCUAUUUAGAUUUAGGCGUUAGAAUCACUACUUCGUAUGCAUACAAUUGA